Malus domestica (apple) is the source of this 1210-nucleotide messenger RNA. RefSeq lists its product as uncharacterized. Gene Ontology annotation, molecular function: RNA binding. The record is from RefSeq and is a predicted model, not a curated record. Gene Ontology annotation, cellular component: ribonucleoprotein complex. NCBI's taxonomy places the organism in Eukaryota, Viridiplantae, Streptophyta, Magnoliopsida, Rosales, Rosaceae.
AUUGUGAGCUUGUUUGGUCGACAUAUAGACGGGCUCUCAUUUCUCGUACUAUGUAGACGAAGCUAAGAGACAGAGACGGAGACAGAAAACAUCAAGUGUGGUGUAACCAGACGACGGCGAAUACAAUCUUACGAACGAGGAACAUGUUCUACAGAGGUAAAUUUUCUGAUGGUGGUGAUGGCCGUGAAAUGGGCUCAAAGCGUCAGCGGCUAGGCGAGCCAGGAUCUUCAUUCUAUGGAACCUCCCCAGGCUCAAGUUAUAUGUACAAUCCUACUCCUUAUGCAUAUGUUGGACAGCCUCCGCCUUUCCCUGUCGUUAAGCUUCGUGGUCUACCAUUUGAUUGCACGGAAGUUGAUGUUGCUGAGUUCUUCCAUGGUCUUGACAUCAUUGAUGUUCUUUUUGUCCACAAGAAUAGCAAGUUCACUGGGGAAGCAUUUUGUGUUUUGGGGUAUCCUCUCCAGGUUGAUUUUGCCCUUCAAAAGAAUAGGCACAACAUGGGCAGGAGAUAUGUUGAAGUGUUCAGAAGUAAAAGGCAGGUAUACAAGGCAAUAGCACAAGAAGUUUCUGAUUCUCGUGGUGGUUCCCCUCGCAGAAAUGCCCCAAGGGCCAAAUCUUAUGAUGAAGGGAAGGACUCAGCGGAGCACACGGGGGUAUUGCGGUUGAGGGGAUUGCCAUUUUCAGUUGGCAAGGAUGAUAUAAUGGAUUUCUUUAAGGACUAUGUGUUGUCUGAGAACUCAAUUCAUUUUACAAUGAAUUCGGAAGGGAGGCCCACUGGGGAAGGGUUUGUGGAGUUUGCAAGUGCGGAAGACUCCAAGGCAGCUAUGGCCAAGGAUAGGAUGACGCUUGGAAGUCGAUACAUAGAGUUGUUCCCCUCCACGCAUGAUGAGUUGGAUGAAGCAAUAUCAAGAGGACGGUGAUUCCUUGUAGCUUGGCCAUCAAUUGCUAUCGUGUACUAGCCAUAAUCUUUUACAUUGUUGCUUCAUAUUUCGCUUGACGACUUUCAGUCAGAUUUUCUAGUUGUUGUUUCAGGAGAAGUAUGCUUUACGUAUGAGUGAAGUUUUUCGUAUUUAGCUAGUUUCCUCUGCUGAUUUAGGUUCUGUUAUCUUGCCUUGUGUAUCUGCUACAUGACAUAUGUUUCCCCUCUAAUUUAGUCCUGUUCUACACUGAUGCAUGUUGGGUCGAUAUACGUUGUUCCCCGGGAUUGAUGAUA